AUGAUUCAACUCAAGACGUUGCUAAACUGUAUCGACAACUCCGGUGCUGCGGUUGUCGAAUGCGUGAAUGUCCUGAAGAAGGAGCGAGCUGCCACUGUUGGCGAUAAAAUCGUGGUGGUGGUCCAGAAACAACGAAACUUCGGUCCCGACGCCGCGCAGAGCAGUGGUAUUGCGAACAAGGUCCGUCGAGGAGAUAUUCGGCAUGCCGUGAUCGUCCGAGCAGCCAAGGAGAUGCAACGAUCCGAUGGCUCCCUGGUCAAGUUUGACGACAACGCCUGUGUGUUGGUAAACAAAUCUGGUGACCCGAUUGGAACGCGAAUGAACGGAGUCGUGGCUACGGAACUACGAGGAAAGCAGUGGUCUAAGAUUUUGUCGUUGGCGCCGAUGCAUGUAUAA
Messenger RNA from Aspergillus affinis, 396 nucleotides. RefSeq names its product mitochondrial 54S ribosomal protein uL14m. Gene Ontology annotation, molecular function: structural constituent of ribosome; large ribosomal subunit rRNA binding. Gene Ontology annotation, biological process: translation. The transcript is spliced from 4 exons. The record is from RefSeq and is a predicted model, not a curated record. Gene Ontology annotation, cellular component: mitochondrial large ribosomal subunit; ribosome. Lineage: Eukaryota; Fungi; Ascomycota; Eurotiomycetes; Eurotiales; Aspergillaceae. Bases 1 to 396 code for a protein of 131 amino acids.